AUGGAUUACCUGGUUGCUUUUGCACGAUCUCGAUUGCAUGAUAAACCGAUUGACACCACUAUCAUGGGCUCUGGACACAAGGAGGGCGGCAACAGCGAUUCUGCAAGACACAGGACAGCAAGAAGGAAAGAACGGGUCACCACAGAACUGUUGCCGAUAGAGGAGAAGACUCAGAAGAGGAGAUGCAUCUUCUUGAUGCGUCUGCAACCUCCCUCUAUCCACGUCAACAUCAACGAAGAGCAGAAACGUGAAAUCAACGAGCAAGAGCAGUCAGAGAAACAGAAACAGGGACACGAAGCGCUUAAUAUCCAUCGACGCCAUCAACCAACCCAUCCAACCCCCUCUCCUCCGCGAAACUAA
Molecule: messenger RNA, 360 nt
Organism: Aureobasidium melanogenum CBS 110374
Lineage: Eukaryota; Fungi; Ascomycota; Dothideomycetes; Dothideales; Saccotheciaceae
Exons: 1
Coding region: 1-360 (119 amino acids)
Source: RefSeq, a predicted model, not a curated record